CGGUGCCCGCAUGGAGGACGCGCACCGGGCCGCCCGCCUGGCCGCCUCCUGCCUCCGCACGCCGCUCGACCCGCGCACACGGGCGCCCGCCGCGCUCUACGAGCGGGGGCCGCCGCCCGCCGCCGCGCAGGUACCGCGGGCACGGCCCGGGGCUCCGCGGGGACCUCCCGGGGCACAGGGGACACACGGACAGACACAGGCGGGGGACACCUGGCAGAUAGCCCGGGCGCAGCGCCGAUCCCUUAAUGCGCUUGCGGAGCAGAUGGAGGCACUCCCUGCCCUGCCCUGCCCUGCCCUGCCCGGGGAGAGCUGGGACCUCCGCGGGGCGAGAAAACAAGCUGGGCUUGGACACGCCGGAUCCGGGAGCUGGAGGGUGCUGGAUCCCAACGCUUCAGGAUUUUUGCAGUGAAAACCUGACAAAACAUAAAAAAGAUUUUUCUUUUUUUUUUGUUGGAAUGUCAGAGUUUAUUCAAAUACCCCUGUGUGGAAAAAUAAUACUCUAAUUAUAUUUAUAAAGAAACUGGACGAUGACUUUUUUUUUUGCUUAGAAGAAAAUGAAGCUUUUGUGUGCUGACUAACCUGGCUUUAAUAACUUCUCUGACUCGUGUAAGCUUUAAAAACGCUUAAAGAAUAUUAGCUGCACACAGCUGCAAGCUGACAAGCAGUAUUGGAAAUAUAAGCUGUGCAGAAUCCCUGUCAUUUCACAGAUGGCUUCGACUUGGAUUCAAAUACCAACAGAGAGCAGGCCUCCACUCCAAAGAGAGACUGUGACAAGUGGAUAGACUUUUCCAAAAUGUACAAUUCCAAUCAAGAGUAUUACUUGAAGCUGGAAGAGCUGAAAAAUGCCCACAUGGAGACGAUGGCAAAACUGGAAAGUAUGUAUCAGAACAAACUGUAUUUAAAAGGAGUUCGAGCCCUGGAUAAGAGAAAUGACACCUCUCCAAAGUGCUGUAGUGAUGAUUCCUUAGAGUGGAAGUCACCGGCUUUGCAUCAAUGGUGGACUGGCUCAAACCAAGACUCAGACUCAAGCGAUCCCUUGGGCUCAAGCGCAUCGGACGCGUCUGAUGAAGAAUUAGUGUUUGAAGAGAACGGCAGCGAAGCUGGAUCAUCCUCAUUUGCUAAAGAGCAGAUUGAAAAAAUGUGGGAUGGCUUCUGCCUGGAAGACUACAUCUUCUGUGCCAAGCACAGCCUGCCCAGCUCACCAGCCCGCAGGAAAGUGCGCAAGAAAGAGAAGGCGUGGUACCCCAGAAUCACCGUGCCCAAGCCCUUCCAGAUGACCAUCAGAGAAGCUCAGAAGAAAGAGCAGAACGUCAAAUCCAAGUCACAGAUUGAGCUGGAAAAUCACCUGCUGAAGAAGCAGCUGGAGGAGGAAGCAGAGUGUCAGAAGAAGUUCCGAGCCAACCCCGUGCCCGCCACCGUCUUCCUGCCGCUGUACCAGGACAUCGUGCAGCGGAACGAGGAGCGCAGGAGGUCUGUGAGGGAGAGGAGCAGGCUCCAGCUCCUGGCCACCCAAAAGCCCUUUAAGUUCAUUGAGAGAGAGAGGCAAAGGCUUGAAGCCAGGAAAAUGCAGUUAAAAGACCUUUCCCCACCUGAAAUUAAAAUCAAAGUGUUCAGAGCGAAACCAGUCCCCAGAUGUGUUUAUAGUCCAGAUUUCCAUGACAAGGUAAAGGAAGAGGAGCUCUGCAGGGAAAUCAGGAUCAGGAUGAGAGCUGAGGAGCUGCUACGAAAUUCAUCUGUACCCAACAGCAGACUGGCCUUAAAAGAGACCAGCAAAAAGAAGAAACACAGGAGCACUGAACCAAAGCAAAUGGAGCACAAGCUCAAGAUCAAAUCGAGCGUUCCUGAUUUUGAACUCCUACACGAGAAAUUCCAGAAACGCCUCCUGCGACAAAAAAAAGUGAAACCCCUCACAGUCUGUGAGCCUUUUGACCUUUGUACUUCAUACAUCCCCUCAAAUAAGGACAGGAUCUUGAAGGACAUGCAAGAGGAUGAGGAAAAACUGAAGGAAACACGGUGGCCGUUUGCCUCUCCGAGACGGAAGCCUCAGUCAGGGGCAAAGCCUCAUCUCCUGGGAGAGGGAAAAUCCAAACCUCCCAAAACCACAGAAUCCACCAGACGGCGGCUGCAAGCCCUGAGGAAUUCCCUUGAGGAAAAGAGAAAGCUGGAAGAACAACAAAAAAGGAACAGAAACAAGCAGAAACAAAGAACGAAAAAAUUCCAGAAAAUUGUGAUGGCUCGGGCUGAAGCCAAUGACCCACAUCAGAGCCUAGCUCAGAUGUCUAAACCCAGAUUAAAAACAUUCAGGAACAACGAGAAGCAGAGAAGGCAGGAAUAUUUGCAAGAAUUGCAAGAAAUGGAAGAAAGAGUAAAACAAAUGCCAUUGCUUUUAGAAAGAGUCACUCAGAAAAAUGCCAGAAUAGCUGCAGAAAAGUAUUAUUCCAACAGACUGAGAGCACUGGGGAUCUGCCCAGAGUUUGUUUCAAAGAAAGGAGGAGCAGCCAAAUCACUGCACUUCUCCACUGCUGGAGAUUUCACCUCCAUUGCUGGCAGAGCAAGAACCACCAAGGUUAAAGUGAAAAAAAAUGAAUUCUUUGAGGAAGCAGCUGGUGACAGUCCCCAGUCUGAGCAGUCCUGGGAGGAGGAGGAGGAGGAGGAAGAGAAGAAAGGUGUCAAAACCUCCACCCCAGAUGAGCAGUGCAGUGACCUGGAGGAUGGGGGUGAGGCCAGGGCCAGCCCUGAUGUCCUUGAGCCUGAAUCCAACCAGCACAGUGACCAGGAGGAGGAGGAGGAAGAGGAGGAGGAGGAAGCCAAGGCAGACCUGUCACUUGGCCAUUCCCAGGAGGAAGAGGAGGAAGAGGAAGCAAAGGCAAGUCCAUCACUUGGUCAUUCCCAGGAGGAGGAAGAGGAGGAAGAAGGCAAAGCAGGCUCAUCUCUGGACCAUUCCCAGGAGGAGGAAGAGGAGGAAGAAGCAAAAGCAGGCCCAUCUCUGGACCAUUCCCAGGAGGAGGAAGAGGAGGAAGAAGCAAAGCAGGCCCAUCUCUGGACCAUUCCCAGGAGGAGGAAGAGGAGGAAGAAGGCAAAGCAGGCUCAUCUCUGGACCAUUCCCAGGAGGUGGAAGAGGAGGAAGAAGGCAAGGCAGGCUCAUCUCUGGACCAUUCCAAGGAGGAGGAAGAGGAGGAUGAGUCCAGACCCAAGUCUGAUGGCUCCCAUGAAGAGGAAGCUCAGUCUGACCCUGAAGCUGAGGGUGCCUUCCAGUAUGAGGAUGAGGAGUAUGAGAGUGAUGGUUCUGAGGAGGAGCCCAGUGAGGAGGAAGGGCACUGAGGAAGGGCUGGGGCUCAGGAGCCUCUUGCACUGCUGGCUGUGCUUUUGAAGCACUUUCUGUAUUUACAAUAUUGCUUCCUCUAGGAACCAUCCCCUCCUGUCCAUGGUUAUCACCAUACCAAGCAGGUUAUGUUCUCUUCUCCUUUGAGGAAGAAAUGAUCACAUCAUUACCUUUUCCAGCUGCUCCAGAUGAAGAGAGGAACAAAAGAAUUCAAAUUCUUGAAGCAAAUGUUGAAAGCCAUUCCUGGUUUGGAAUGAAUUCUGGUCUCAGGUGGAAUCCUCAGUGGCAGCAAGCCAAACAUUUGCCUGAGUUUGGCAGAUAAUAGGCACUCUAAAGAUCAAGAUAUAUUAUUAAAAAUUGUAUCAGAGAAGAACUUGGUGCUUUGCUACAAUCCAAAAUGCUGUGAAUUUGUACCUCUUUGUUGAGGACACCUGCCAGUGCAGGAAUUCUGUUUUUUUUCCAGUCAGAAGGCUCAAGUUGCUGGUUUCCACCAAGAAAAUAAUUUUCCUUCGUUUUACUCUUCUUUGUUGCACUCUUCUGUAGCAUUGGUGCUCCUGUGUUCCCAGAGUGAGCUGCAGCCUCAUUAUUUCAUUCUAAAUGACACAGGAAUUUCAUCAUAAAUUACAGGGUGCUGUGCAACUGCUGAGCCUCCAAUCCAGCUCUUGCCAGGGGCUGGCAAAGCCAGGGCAGGUGUUGGAGCAGGAAUUGCCAUUUUAUCCCUGGAAAAGGGGAAGCUUUUUACCUCAGGGAACUCCAGUUGUAUGAAACUGUGCAAGGGAGUGCUCUAAUACCUCUUCUUACACACUGGCUACUCAGGACUGUAGCUGCUCCAUAAAAAACUCCAAAACAAUGUUUGGGAUUUGGAUUUUUUCUUGUAUCAGCACUCCCUUCCCCUGCUAGUACUGACUUUCUUACUGAAAAUUCUGUCAUUCUUUUUUCCUCCUUAUUUUGUUACAUAGUUUCUCUGUGUUUGGAAGUUUUUUAAGCAUUCUUACUUUUAUUUAUUUUUCAAGUGUGAACAUAAUUAAUGUGAAUUUGAAACUUUUUAAAAACUUGAAUAAAGU
This is a messenger RNA of Serinus canaria (Common canary), 4386 nucleotides long. It is a transcript of the gene FAM161A, whose product is annotated as FAM161 centrosomal protein A. Gene Ontology annotation, biological process: cilium organization. The record is from RefSeq and is a predicted model, not a curated record. Gene Ontology annotation, cellular component: ciliary basal body; cilium; photoreceptor connecting cilium. NCBI's taxonomy places the organism in Eukaryota, Metazoa, Chordata, Aves, Passeriformes, Fringillidae. Bases 794 to 3370 code for a protein of 858 amino acids. The transcript has 8 exons.